This is a messenger RNA of Dalotia coriaria, 870 nucleotides long. Its product is annotated as intraflagellar transport protein 20 homolog. The transcript is spliced from 2 exons. Gene Ontology annotation, biological process: centrosome localization; intraciliary transport; protein localization to cilium. The record is from RefSeq and is a predicted model, not a curated record. Gene Ontology annotation, cellular component: Golgi apparatus; cilium; centrosome. Bases 94 to 486 code for a protein of 130 amino acids. NCBI's taxonomy places the organism in Eukaryota, Metazoa, Arthropoda, Insecta, Coleoptera, Staphylinidae.
CUUGUUACUAUGGAAACAGUUAAUAACAACAAAAUGUCUGCAAAGUCAUUUUAGACUUAUUUGCAACACAAUUACAACUAAUAGCGUGAAAAAAUGGUUGAAAUGUUAAAUAAACUCGGCAUUUACUUCGAUGAAGUCGACAAAGUGCGCAUCCUCGAUCCAGAAGUCGCCUCACAAACAAACGUCCUUAAAGAUGAGUGCAAAAUCUACAUUGAUAAAUUAGAUGAAUUUCAAAAGAUCAUCGACAGUUUCAUCACGUUGGUGGAUAAAUUGGGUAAAGAAGUAGACAAACAGAAACUAAAAGCAAUCAGCGCAAGAAAUACUCUGCAAACAAUGGAAAAACAUCGCGAAGUCGAUCAACAACAGCUGCAGGCGUUGGUUUCGGAGAAAAGCAUGGAAUUAGAACGUCUGAAAAACCAGCUCAACUCUUUACAGAAGACUGAAAUGGAACAGAAUGAAAUUUUAAAUUCACUUAUUAGUUAUUAAUGUAAGAGGAGUGAUUUAUUGCACUUUUGUUUGCUAAACAAGUUUUACACACUAAUUCCACUUAUUGUGUGUUUAUAGAAGUUUUUGUGACGUCAGAGAAACGUGAAACAUUAACUAACCUCAAAAUAGUUACAAACAUUCAAGAAAAUAGAUGUAAAUUGUUAUUAUAUUUUGUGGCAAUGCGAUUAAUAAUUGUUAUGAGCGGAUUAUUACUUUCCUGCGGUUAUAAAGCAGUUAAUUUACAAGCGGAAUUCAAUUAAAUUGGAAAACUGAUCGUUUUUAUAUAAAUAUUGCGUCUUAACCUCUAAACUGUUGAGAAGGUUAAGUUAUUAGUAAUUUUCAUCAAAAUAAGAUUAAAAUAAUCUUGUGUGUCAUGCAAACAAA